AUGUCUGCCAAACGGGCUUUGUCCGUACCCGACAUCUUGCUGUAUGUCUUCGAGCAGCUGCAGCCCCAGGCGAAGCCGAUGUCCGAUCUUCACCCGGCGGCAGGCUUACACAUAGACCCCACUGCCAACGGGUUUGCUGCUGCAGCCCUCGCCCGCUCUGCGCGUGUCUGCAAAGACUUUCAAGAACCGGCGUUGUCUAUCUUAUGGAGGGACAUACCGUCGUUCGUAGUACUGCUCGGACUUCUGCCCCGGGUCAAACAAGCGAUAUGGGAACACACCGGUCGUUCUGUCUACGCCAAUUACGGCAUAGAACCGAAUGAAGUCGAGCGCGGCAGUUGGCAAUUUACCCCGAUCAAUCCCGAAAUCUACCGUACGCUGUUCCAACAUAACAACAGCCAGCCAAUUCUCCCUUGUCUAGAAGAACUAGAGUGGUUGCAGACAUUGACUAUCGCGUCCCUGCACACUGUCCUCACACCAUCCCUACGCCGGCUCGCCGUCUAUCUGCAAUGGGAAACUUUCGGUCUAGAUAGCAGUGCGCGCCGAAGAGUCGUGGUCGAUGUCCUCUCUGCAUCGCCCCGUCUGGAACACCUUGCUCUGUUGGGAGCUUGGAAUUUUAACUUCCUGGGAGUGACAUCCGAGUCGUUCUCAUUCGAAACCGGCACACUUCAAUCAUUAGACCUCUCCGGAUGCGGGGAGUUGAGCUCACAAGUGAUCCUCCAACUCACCGACUCCAGUCUUCCUGCCCUGACAGCCUUGCGCAUCUGCGUACUCGACCACCUCGAGGCAUUUGUCCAGCCGCCUGCAUUCCGUAAUCUCAACACAUUGUCAAUGACUGGAUACGCGGAAGAUUUGGCAUCAUUCUUAGCAAUCGCCAAUCUCCCUGUCCUGUCCCAGGCUCAUUUGCACCUCAACGACCGGGGGGAUACAGGCACAGCGUUCAGCACUCUCAGUGGUGCUCUCAGUAGCGCUAUACUACCGAACCUGCGUCAGCUCGCAGUGCGCAGCACUAUGCAACCAGGGCACAUGAUGCGUACUGCUGUCUUCCCGGACCGAUCAUUACUGGCCGUCAUUCGACCCAUUCUUUCCCUCACCGAGCUACGUGGGGUCUCCCUCGACUUCGGAACCUUCGACGCAUGGGACGAUGACAUCCGCCAGAUCACGCAGAGCUGGCGGAAGCUCAGAACGCUGGAGCUGUGCUCCUGCGCGACCGGGGCAUGGUCUCCGAACCAAUUCUCGCUGCACGCCCUCGUGCACGUCGCGCGGAAUUGCCCUGAUCUCCAGUCGCUCAAGUUGCGACCCCUCCGCCAUGACGACGACGUUCUCCAGCCCGCUAUUGGUGACACAGCUGCUCGUCCACACGGGCUCCAGGCGCUUCACACGUAUAGGUGGCAGGUCCGGCCAACAAAAGAGGAU
Molecule: messenger RNA, 1413 nt
Organism: Fomitopsis serialis
Lineage: Eukaryota; Fungi; Basidiomycota; Agaricomycetes; Polyporales; Fomitopsidaceae
Exons: 3
Biological process (GO): SCF-dependent proteasomal ubiquitin-dependent protein catabolic process
Cellular component (GO): SCF ubiquitin ligase complex
Source: RefSeq, a predicted model, not a curated record